Ceratosolen solmsi marchali is the source of this 478-nucleotide messenger RNA. RefSeq lists its product as uncharacterized. Gene Ontology annotation, molecular function: odorant binding. The record is from RefSeq and is a predicted model, not a curated record. NCBI's taxonomy places the organism in Eukaryota, Metazoa, Arthropoda, Insecta, Hymenoptera, Agaonidae. Bases 3 to 410 code for a protein of 135 amino acids. The transcript has 4 exons.
UGAUGAUCUCUUUGCAUCACAAUAAAGAAGUGUAUUUGAUUGAUAUUUCAUCUUCUACAUCGAAAACGAAAGCAGUUUCUAAUGAAGCUCAGUAUCCGGAUUAUAUGGAAGUAUUGCAAAAUUGCACUAAAGAAAAUAAAAUUACCCUCGAAAGAUACAUUCAAGCAUCCAAGACUCGAAAUAACAAUGCCGAUAUCGAAUGUGUAGACGCUUGUAUGUUUAAGAUCUACAAGAUUUUAAAUCCAGAUGGCACUAUUGAUUUGCAAAAAGCUAUUGAGCAUUUAGUAACAAAUCGACCAGGAGUACAAAGAGAUGUUAUGCAAAAGAAUAUCGAACUAUGUAGUAUGAAAAAAGAGGAUAAUGAAUGCCAUACUGCUCGAAACUUAAUGAAUUGUGCUCUUGGUCAUUAAGACGUUCUUUAUCUUUAAGACAACAGAUAUAUACAUAUAUAAUUUUUAUUAUUAUAGAUAAUCAAUUA